UGGUGGUUGCUGUAAGCUGUGACACCCGGCACUCUACUGAGGGUGACAAAAUGACACUCUAUCUCUUAAAAAAAUAAAAAUAAAAAGAAUUAGAUCAUACAGUUUUUGUCCAGUCACAUUUCUACAUUGUUGUCAAUCAUGCCUAUCCAAUGAAGUCUCAAGGCCCAAGAGAACAGAGUUUUGAGAGCUUCUUCUGGGUAGCUGAACAUACGGAUAUUCCUGAAGGGUGGCAUGCCAGCAGAGGACAUGGAAGCUUUGCACCCUUUCUCACAUCCCUUGACAUGCCUUUCCCUGUUCAUCUCUUCAUCUUUUACAAAGGAUACUUUGUAAUAUUGUUUAUAAUAAACCCAGUUAAUGUGAUUCCCUGAGUUCUCCAAGCCUCUUAGACAAAUAAAUCUAAGAAGGGGGGGGUCAUGGGAUCCCGAAUUGAUAGCCAGUUGGUCAGAAGCAGGGGUAAAGAACCAGAGGUUUUCGUGGUACUGUACUUUCAACCUGUUGUCUGAUCUAAUGCUAUUUCUAGGUAGAUUGUGUCAGAAUGGAAAUAGAGAAUGAAUAUCCAGCUGGAGUUCACUGUAGAAUUAAUUGAUUGUUGGUGGGGAGAAACCCCCAUGUGUUUGGUUGGGGAAGUCUUCGUUGAUUCCUGUUGAGUGACAGAAUGGGGGGGAAAGUGUUUUUUUUGCUCAGAGUAACUCUAAUCCCACAAUCUGAAAUUCAGAUGCUCCAAAAUCUGAAACUUUUUUUUUUUUAGAUACUCUUUCCUCUUGCUCAGACUGGUCUCAAACUCCUGAGCUCAGGCAAUCCACCCGCCUCAGUAUUCUAGAGUGCUAGGAUUACAGGUGUGAGCCACUGUGCCUGGCCCUCUCAAACACUUCUGGUCCCAAAUGUUUCAGCCUAUAUAUGAAAAUGCCUAUUUCCUUCUUAUUUUCAUGUUCCUGUGCACUGGUAACUAAUGAAAGAAUGAAAAUAGAUUUCCCCUAAUGUUUGGAUUAGGUAUCUUUUUAACUGACCAUACAGUGUUGUGUUACAGAAAAAUGGCUGCUGGACUGGAUCGGGUGGUUGCUCUUGUGGACAUGGACUGUUUUUUUGUUCAAGUGGAACAGCGGCAAAAUCCUCAUUUAAGAAAUAAGCCUUGUGCAGUUGUGCAGUACAAAUCAUGGAAGGGUGGUGGAAUAAUUGCAGUGAGCUAUGAAGCUCGUGCAUUUGGGGUCACUAGAAACAUGUGGGCAGAUGAUGCUAAGAAGUUAUGUCCGGAUCUUCUACUGGCACAAGUUCGUGAGUCCCGUGGGAAAGCUAAUCUCACUAAGUAUCGGGAAGCCAGUGUUGAAGUGAUGGAAGUAAUGUCCCAUUUUGCUGUGAUUGAACGUGCCAGCAUUGAUGAAGCUUAUGUAGAUCUGACCAGUGCUGUACAAGAGAGACUACAAAAGCUGCAAGGUCAGCCUAUCUCAGCAGACUUGUUGCCAAGCACUUACAUUGAAGGGUUACCUAGAAACCCUUCAACAGCAGAAGAGGCUGUUCAGAAAGAGAAGAUGCGAAAACAAGGUUUAUUUCAAUGGCUUCAUUCUCUUCAGUUUGAUGGCAUCGCUUCUCCAGACCUGCAGCUCACCGUGGGAGCAGUGAUUGUGGAGGAAAUGAGAGCAGCCAUAGAGAAGCAGACUGGUUUUCAGUGUUCUGCUGGAAUUUCACAUAAUAAGGUCCUGGCAAAAUUGGCUUGUGGACUAAACAAGCCCAACCGCCAGACUCUGGUCUCACAUGCAUCAGUCCCACAGCUCUUCAGCCAAAUGCCCAUUCGCAAAAUCCGUAGUCUUGGAGGAAAGCUAGGGGCCUCUGUCAUUGAAAUCCUAGGGGUGGAAUAUAUGGGUGAACUGACUCAGUUCACUGAAUUUCAGCUCCAGAGUCAUUUUGGAGAAAAGAAUGGGUCUUGGCUAUAUGCCAUGUGCAGAGGAAUUGAACAUGAUCCAGUUAAACCCAGACAACUACCCAAAACCAUUGGCUGUAGCAAAAACUUCCCAGGAAAAACAGCUCUAUCUACUCGGGAGCAGGUACAAUGGUGGCUUUUGCAGUUAGCCCAGGAACUAGAGGAGAGACUGACCAAAGACCGAAAUGAUAAUGACAGGGUGGCCACCCAGUUGGCUGUGAGCAUUCGUGUGCAAGGAGACAAACGUCUCAGCAGCUUGCGCCGCUGCUGUGCCCUUAUCCGCUACGAUGCUCACAAGAUGAGCCGUGAUGCAUUUGCUGUUAUCAAGAACUGUAAUACUUCUGGAAUCCAGACUGAAUGGUCCCCUCCUCUCACAAUGCUUUUCCUCUGUGCUACCAAAUUCUCUGCCUCUGCCCCUUCAUCUUGCACAGACAUCACCGUCUUCUUGAGCAGUGACCCCAGUUCUCUGCCAAAGGUGCCAGUUACCAGUUCAGAAGCUAAGACCCAGGCAAGUGACACAGGGGUGACAGCCACUAAGAAAGCAGCCACUUCUCUGGAAUCAUUCUUCCAAAAAGUUGCAGAAAAGCAGAAAGUCAAAGAAGCUUCACUUUCAUCUUUUACUGCUACCACUCAGGCCCUCACAAGCAAUUCACCAUCCAAGUUAUCACCUUUCCCAACCAGUCAAACUAUAGGAACUGAGUCCUUCUUUAAGCAGAAAAGUCUGCUUCUAAAACAGAAGCAACUUCAUUCUUCAGUUCCUUUCCCUCCACAAAAUCCCUGGCCCAACUCCGAAGGGUUAACAAAUCAUGUUCCAACAGAGAAUCCAAAUUGUGCCCCUAUUUGUGAAGUGUUGAAGCUAGAAUCCUGUAAAGCAACUCCUGCAGUAGUGGACAUGACCCAGGACAGCCCAAGCACGCUUGUUUCUUCAGCUUCCAAGUCUGCUCUCGGGGUAGCUGAGAAGGCAACUACCACUUCAAGUGUUCUUGCUGCUGAGGACCAGGUGCCCUGUGAGAAAUGUGGCUCCCUGGUACCAGUAUGGGAGAUGCCAGAACACAUGGACUACCAUUUUGCAUUAGAGUUGCAGAAAUCCUUUUUGCAGCCCCAGUCCUCAAAUCCCCAUGUUGUAACUGCCUUGUCUCCUCAAGGCAAAAGAAAUCCCAAGAGUCCUUUGGCCUCCAGUAAUAAACGCCCAAGGCCUGAGGGCAUGAAGACAUUGGAAUCUUUUUUUAAGCCAUUAACACAUUAGUGCUGCCCUCAGGCUUGCUAUGGAUUUGGAAUUUUUUUUUUUUUUUUGAGACAGUUGUGGAGUACUAUGGAGUCAUAGCUCACAGCAACCUCAAACUCUUGGGCUUAAGCAGUUCUCUUGCCUCAGCCUCCCAAGUAGCUGGGACUACAGGUGCCCGCCAUGGGAUUAUAAUAUUUUAUCUGUAAACUUGAGAGAUGGAAAUAUGUUUCCUUCUCAGAGAAGUCCAUAAUUUUAUGAAAUUUUUAAUACAAAAAAAAAUAAUUGUUAGGUGCUGGGUUAAGGUUCCCAUCUCUUCAUCGCCAUGGAUUCUAAUCCCAUUGCUGAUAGAGAUGUAAAAAUUCAUUCUCCCAUCAAGUUUUAAUCUUUAGGAAAUUUAAUCUUUAGGAAAAUUCAUUCUCCCAUCAAGUUUUUAAUCAAGUUUUUAAUCUUAGGGUUUGGGGAGGUACUAUCAUAUAGUAAAAACUGUAUGGGCCUUGAAGCCUAGGAGACUGGUUUCAAACCUAUAGCCUCUUAUUUCAGUGAUGACUUUGAGUAAAUCACUUUCUUCAUUUCCUUAUGUAUAAAUGAGAUAAUACCCUACAGAUUAUUAAAGAUUAAAAAAAUGACGUUUAAAGUAUCUAACUUAAAGUUGGCACAGAGAAGGAACUAAGUUAAAAAAAAAAACAAAACCUCCUGGGUGGUGCCUGUGGUUCAGUGGGUAGAGUGCUGGCUCCAUAUACUGAGGGUGACGGGUUCAAACCCAGCCCCGGCCAAACUGCAAUAAAAAAUAGCCGGUUGUUGUGGCGGGUGCGUGUAGUCCCAGCUACUCGGGAGGCUGAGGCAAGAGAAUCACCUAAGCCCAGGAGUUGGAGGUUGCUGUGAGCUGUUUGAGGCCACGGCACUCUACCGAGGGCCAUGAAGUAAGACUCUGUCUCUACAAAAAACAAAACAAAACAAACAAAAAAAAAACCUCUCUAGCUUGAUGACAGGGGCAGUUCAGAUAAUGCCUUAAUCAGAAUUCUAUAUUUUCAUUUGGAGAAUGUGAGGUGAAGAAUCACUAAAAGUAGGCUGGGCGUGGUGGCUCACGCCUGUAAUCCUAGCACUCUGGGAGGCUGAGACAGGUGGAUUGCCUGAGCUCACUGGUUCGAGACCAGUCUGAGCCACAGUGAGACCCCAUCCCUAAAAAAAUAGCUGGGCAUUGUGGUGGGCACCUGUAGCCCCAGUUGCUGGGGAGGCUGAGGCAAGAGAAUUGCUUGAGCCCAAGAGUUUGAGGUUGCUGUGACCUGUGACACCAUGGCACUCUACGGAGGGUGACAAAGCGAGACUGUUUCUAAAACAAAUGAACAAACAAGAAUCCCUUAAAGUGCUAUAGUAAGUUAGUGUAGGGUAGGCUCUGUUCAUAAAAACUAGUCAAUAAUGCUG
Nycticebus coucang (slow loris) is the source of this 4562-nucleotide messenger RNA. RefSeq names its product DNA polymerase eta (gene POLH). Lineage: Eukaryota; Metazoa; Chordata; Mammalia; Primates; Lorisidae. Bases 978 to 3161 code for a protein of 727 amino acids. The transcript is spliced from 10 exons. Gene Ontology annotation, molecular function: damaged DNA binding; DNA-directed DNA polymerase activity. Gene Ontology annotation, cellular component: replication fork; nucleus; site of double-strand break. Gene Ontology annotation, biological process: response to radiation; error-prone translesion synthesis. The record is from RefSeq and is a predicted model, not a curated record.